Messenger RNA from Zerene cesonia (dogface butterfly), 1236 nucleotides. RefSeq lists its product as uncharacterized. Gene Ontology annotation, molecular function: olfactory receptor activity; odorant binding. Bases 1 to 1236 code for a protein of 411 amino acids. The transcript is spliced from 8 exons. Lineage: Eukaryota; Metazoa; Arthropoda; Insecta; Lepidoptera; Pieridae. Gene Ontology annotation, biological process: detection of chemical stimulus involved in sensory perception of smell; sensory perception of smell. Gene Ontology annotation, cellular component: plasma membrane. The record is from RefSeq and is a predicted model, not a curated record.
AUGGAUGAAACUUUCCAAGCCUUCGAUCGCAUCCAGCGCUUCGCUGGAAUUUCCAUUUUCGCUAAGAGCAACUGGAAUUCCAAACGGUGGCUGAUAUACCAGACUUUCAACUUCUUUCUAGCUCUCCUUACCUUUAUUUUCACCUCCGCUUUCGUUAUAUUCAACACGUCUGACCUCCUCUUGUGCAUACAAGGCGCGUGCAUAUGGACUACGGGCGUCAUAAUGUUCAUUUCUUUGGGCAUUUGUUUGAUAUUCAAGAGGGAAUUCGAGGGUUUUGUUCAAGAAAUGGCCUUUCAAGAUCGCUCUUUGGAUAUUCCGUUAGUCGAAUAUGUGAUGGCGAGACAAGAGGAGACAGGGAAAUGUUACGAGUUGAAAUGUCUCGUGAUGAAUACGCAGAAAAAGAUAUUUAAGUUGACUCGUAUGUUACUGAACGUGUAUGUCGCUAGUGUUUGGUUGUGUGCUACGUUAUAUCUGUGUGGGCCUAUUUAUCGUAUGUAUGUAAGCGAGGAUGACUCUUUGCGAUUAUUGGCAUUCGAUAUGUGGUUUCCUUGGAGUCUAGAUAAUUUCGGCGUAUAUGUAGCAUCGUUUACAUUUCACGCAUAUGCGGGGUAUUUAUGUUGUAUUGCUUAUCCCGGUUUCCAAUCGAUGAUUAUUCUAAUCGUUUGGCAAAUUAUUCGACAGCUGCAAAUCAUAACCUUUGUUCUGACAAACUUAGAUGAUAUUAUGCUCGACAUUGUCAAAGAAAGAGAUGAGAGGUGGCAUUCGGGAUGCAGUUCAGUCUUCUCGCAGUGUGUUAAACACUAUGUUAGAACAAAAAGAUUCUCCAAUCGGCUUAAUGUGAUUUGCCGACCGUUCUAUUUGGCUUUGAUCCUCGUCGCAAUAAUGCUAGUAUGCGUUUGCUCGGUGAAGAUUGCAGUUUCGGCACAUAAAUUAGCGUUGGAUACUAUGAAGUACUACGUGCAUGAAUUUUGCAUAAUUCUAGUCGUAUUUAUGUUCUGUUACCUUGGUCAGCAAGUGGAAAAUCAGAGUGAAAUGCUAGACGCAGCGGUGACAGAGAGAUGGUAUAUUUACAACAAGCAUCACAAACAUAACGUGCUAAUUUUCAAAAUUGCACUCAGUCAAAGGAUGCCAAUACAUAUUUUCGGAUCCAUUCCACUAUCUCUGCCAACAUUUACUUGGUUCAUCAAAACAGGAAUGUCAUUCUUCACUCUUGUGAUGUCUGUAUUAGAAACAUGA